UGUGUGCGUCGUUUCUAGUUAAAGAAAAUAACGGAAAUAGUAUAUGUCAGUGAAUUUUACAUUUAUCCGAACUUCUUUACGACAGGAAAGCAGCGAUAGAUUUUUUUUCACUUUCUAUUAUUGAACUACAAUCGUAAGGCAAAAGGUCGGAACCUACCGCUGUGCUUUUCUAUAAAGAAUGUUUGAACACUUGCAAUGGAAUUUUCCAGUAGAAUUUUAUACAUAUGUGUGUGUGUGUGCAUAACUUUUCAAAACGAGAAGAUAAUAUAUAACAUGUAGAUAUUUCUUAAAGGUUUUGAAUAAGCAGCAUUCUGCUCUUAUCGGCUUUCUCUCUUAUGAUUGUACGUUGAGAUUAGGUUCUUAUCGGGGUGUGUUUUUCCCCUCCCUUUCUUCUUUAGAAUGCUCUCUUGAAAAGGGCGUGCUAGGUAAGAAAACUAUGAACGGAAGUUAGUUGAAAGAAGAAUUUUUAUUGAUAAAUGUUUUUACCUUGAUUUUUAAUCUUCAACCGCAGUUUUUGUCUGAAAAUUUAUUAUCUUUACGGUUUUUAGGUCUAUUUUUUGCUAUGGCUUUGUUGAAACGUUCGUCACACACACACGUACACAACACGCCGCGCGCGCGCGCGCACAUCCCACACACUCACGAAUUUACUCAAAAAGAAACGGAAUUAUAUAAGGUUUAAGAAUUUUCUCGAACGUGUUCUAUUGUGUCGAGCGUAAAACUUUGGCGUUAACACAAUUUCAUGCACACGCAGAUGUCCUUUAUUUAAUUGAAUAACACAAUUGGCGCCGUGAAAAGUGAGAGUUCGGUGGACGCGCGAACUUCGAACGAGCGAGCGGCGGGGGUGGGGGACGAAACACGUCGUUCAAUUGGCCGAUCGCGUUGCGGUGCAGAGGGGCAUCGACCGGUCUCGGCGUCGGUCUGCCAUCGGACUCAUCGGACUGGCAGUUCACAGCGUUCAGUGCCACCAAUACACAAGAGCCGGGGACUGUCUAUCGCCGACCAUUGGUCCUCGAUUCACCGACCAAUCAUUGGGAAAGUGCCCACGAAAAUAUCCAAUUGACCGUGUAUCAUGGAGCAACUUAGCGAAGGACAAGCAGUUGUGGUUGGAAGUACAGGGGGAACUGUGCAAGUAGUUCAGAUGGGUCAGGGUGGUCAGACUAUGAUGCUACCACAAGCUAUACAAGUUGCUGCGCCUAAUGGACAAAUUCAAGUAGUUCCAGUUUCUAGUUUAGCCAGUACUGGUCAACAGAUAGUUAUUCAGCAGCCACAACAACCACAGAUUAUUCAGACACCUGAUGGACAAACUUAUAUCUAUCAACCUGUACAAUUGGAUGGUCAAGUUCAGCAAACUCAACCAACAGUGAUAAAUCUUAAUGGUAAUCUCAUGCAACUCGCUGGCACAACAUCGCAAAGUACAACUGCAGCACCUACCACAACACCAGUACAACCUUUGGGGAGUCCUUCAUCAACAGUAUCAGGAGGAGGAAAUGUUGUUAUGAUGGUUCCAGGCAACAGUGGACAAACACAAUUUCAAAGGGUAGCGUUGCCCAAUGCCGAACUUCUCGAGGAAGAACCACUGUACGUCAAUGCAAAGCAGUAUAGAAGAAUACUGAAGCGUCGUCAAGCACGUGCUAAAUUAGAAGCCGAAGGAAAAAUACCUAAGGAAAGACCCAAAUAUCUUCAUGAAUCUCGUCAUCGUCAUGCGAUGAACAGAAUUCGUGGAGAGGGUGGUCGUUUCCAUUCAGGGCAAGUAAAAAAGCGGAAGUAAAUGUUACUUUGUAUUUACAUAAUAUAAAUAUCUAUUGUAAAAAAAAAAAAAAAACACUUUAAGGGUGUCUCUCUUUCUGUCAUUCUGAUGAGUUUACUCAUAUAAAGGCGUAAUGAUUCCAGUAGUGAGAACUUUAUGAUAAUAACAUUGCAACUUUAGAUAACACCGAUAGAUGCAUAGAGACAAAAAGAGAGUUUUUAGAAAAUGAUUUAUCUUUGAACUUUCCGAUGAAAGGAGAUUCGAAUCACAUUUUAUUAUUUAUAGAAUUUAGUUUUCCGUUUUUUUUUUUUUUUUUUUUUUUUUUUUACAUUUAGGUGUAUUUCCAAUACACACAUUGUUUCUUCACUGUAGUCAAAUCAGAAAACUUUCGAUGAACUUUUGUCACAUAACUUACACCCAAGUAAAAUAAUUUUGUAUGUGCGCCACCUUACGGAGUCUUGUAAGAAUAAGUUUAUUAGUCUUACGAGUUUUGUCGACAAUUGCAGUAUUAAUUCGAUAAAAAUUUGUUCUUAAUAUUUUGCACACGCACUUAGCGAAAGACUUUUAUUAGCCUUAUUUCUUGCUGUUAGUUUAAUAAUAAAAGAGUCGUAUAUUAGUAUAUUAAGUAACAACAAUAAUAAAACCUAUUGAUAAGAAGUUUUGUAAUACUGAUCAAAAGAUUUAUAUAGAUAUAUGUAUAUCAUAAAGAGAAAGUCUUGUUGAAUGUAUUUAAUACUCUUGCAAUUACUGUACUACUUACAGAUCUACUAUCGAUAUUAAGUAGUAAUGUAUAAAAACCAUUUUCAGUAUAUAUUACAUGGAAAAAGAAUGUGAUUUUCUAGUAUUGUAAUUUACUACGGCGAUUACAGUGAAGAAACUUAACAAAAAAAUGUUGACAUAUUGCGCUGUAUGUGUAUAUAAAGCGUCUUUUUUUUUUGUUUUUCUUUUCUUUUUUUUUUUUUUUUUAGAAAUGUUAAUUCAAUACUUGAUACACAUAGAUAAGCAAUUCUCCUAAAAUUAUGUUUGUACAACUUCUGUAAUAUUACCGUAAAAUUAUUCUUUUGCUUCAAAUAUAUUGAAAUUCUUAUAUGUACAUGACAAGAAUGUUCUUAUACAUAUAUAUGUACAUAUAAAUAUGUAUGUAUAUAUAUGUGUAUAAGAACAUUCUUGUACAUAUAAAUAAGUAUGUAUAUAUAUAUAAGAACAUUCUUGUCAUGUACAUAUAAGAAUUUCAAUAUUUAUUUAUUUAUUCACAUCAGCCUUCCCGGCCAAGAACGGGACUUGAUUUAAGCUUUCUAAUAUCAUCCAUCCAUNCAUACCUUA
Pseudomyrmex gracilis is the source of this 3070-nucleotide messenger RNA. RefSeq names its product nuclear transcription factor Y subunit alpha (gene Nf-YA). Gene Ontology annotation, biological process: regulation of transcription by RNA polymerase II. Gene Ontology annotation, molecular function: DNA-binding transcription factor activity, RNA polymerase II-specific; RNA polymerase II cis-regulatory region sequence-specific DNA binding. The record is from RefSeq and is a predicted model, not a curated record. NCBI's taxonomy places the organism in Eukaryota, Metazoa, Arthropoda, Insecta, Hymenoptera, Formicidae. Gene Ontology annotation, cellular component: CCAAT-binding factor complex. The transcript has 5 exons. The coding region runs from base 1070 to 1768 and encodes 232 amino acids.